AUGAUCGGGUUGUUUCUGAAUAAUACCCUUAAUCCAUGUGGUUUAGGUGGAAACUUUUUUUCUUUCCGCAAUGUGCGCCUAUUGUCGAUGUUAGGAACAUUGAGACCUUCUGAAGGAGCAGUUAAAAAAUAUAGAAGGGUGGGUAGAGGUCCUUCAAGUUCUAAAGGUAAAACUUCAGGUAGGGGUCAAAAAGGUCAAAAGGCGCGCGGUAAAGUGAAAUCAUGGUUUGAGGGUGGUCAAACUCCACUGUACAAGUUAUUUCCGAAAAUUGGGUUUACCAAUGCCAAUGCAAGACCACUUAAAGAAUUGAGUUUAGAGAAAAUUCAAUGGUUUCACAGUGUGGGAAGACUUACUUUGAAAGAAGGAGAAGUUCUUGAUAUGAAAAAAAUGAGAGAUGUCGGACUUGUGACCGGCUCGAUUAAGCAUGGUAUUAAAAUAUUAGGCAAUGGUAAGACAAGUUAUAAUCUUCCAAUCAAGAUUGAGGCCUCGAAAGCUACCUCAGAAUCCCUCAAGGCUAUAGAAAGUGCAGGCGGGGAUUUCACCGCUCGAUACUAUAACAGGUUAGGCUUGAGAGCACAUUUAUCACCCAACUGGUUUCUGAAUAAAAGGGGAAGAAUUCCAUUACAGGCAAGACCAACCAGAAGAAAAGAUAUUGAAUAUUACAGUGAUGAAUCUAGGAAAGGUUAUUUAGUCAAGGAAAGUCAUGACUUGUUACAGCAAAUUGAUGAAGCAAAACGAAGCGGUGCUUCAAACAUUGCAAGGAAAGCAGGCAAGAGGAGUGCACUUAGAGCACAACUAGACGAUAUCACAAAAGAUAUCUCGUAUAGCAGCUCCACACCAUUCAAUAUCGACUCAAAUAUAAUGACAAUGGAAGACUUUAAACAGUUGAAGAGUAAAUAG
Molecule: messenger RNA, 900 nt
Organism: Zygotorulaspora mrakii
Lineage: Eukaryota; Fungi; Ascomycota; Saccharomycetes; Saccharomycetales; Saccharomycetaceae
Gene: MRPL10
Product: mitochondrial 54S ribosomal protein uL15m
Exons: 1
Coding region: 1-900 (299 amino acids)
Biological process (GO): translation
Cellular component (GO): mitochondrial large ribosomal subunit
Molecular function (GO): structural constituent of ribosome
Source: RefSeq, a predicted model, not a curated record